CACUCUUUCCAACCCAGUAGCUGGUCCCUGUUUCCCACCUCACUGUAUACUCCCCGCCGUUACACUCUCCCUCCCUCGCUAUAUAACAAUGACGGUGACUUUACGCCGCCUUCUCACCGGCCUCACCGCCACUAUCAGAAACCCCAAUGCUCACUCUCCUCCACUCCCACCUAUCCCCUAUCGCCACGUUCACGGCCACCCGUCUUUUCCGUCCUCCCUCGCGUCACUCUAUCUCAACCACCGCCUCUUUUCCUCCUCACCCACCGAAAACUUUAUCCCAACAAACCCGCUCCGCACCCGAACCCCGCUAGAAAAACAAUUCGAGACAUGGGUUCAGAAGCUCAAACCGGGGUUCGGGCCACCCGAAGUGAACGAAGCACUGAAAGCCCAAUCGGACCCGGAUCUCGCCCUCGACAUUUUCCGGUGGACCUCCCAGCAGCGGAACUACAAGCACAACCACGCCACAUACCUCACCAUGAUCAGAAUCUUGCUCGACGGCAGACGCUACCGCCACGCCGAAACCCUGGUGGAAGAGGUAAUCGCCGGCGCCUGUGAAAUUAGCGUGCCCCUUUACAAUUCCAUGAUUCGAUUUUGCUGCGGGAGAAAGCUGCUUUUCAAUCGUGCUUUUGAUGUUUAUAAGAAAAUGUUGAAUUCGGAGAAUUGCAAACCGAAUCUGGAAACUUAUGCAUUGCUGCUCAACUCUUUGCUUAGGAGGUUUAAUAAUAUGCAUGUUUGCUAUGUCUACUUGCGCGCCGUGCGGUCUUUGUCGAAGCAGAUGAAGGCUUGCGGUGUGGUUCCGGAUACGUUUGUGUUGAAUAUGAUCAUAAAGGCGUAUUCGAAGUGUUUGCAGGUUGAUGAUGCAAUGCAGGUAUUUCGCGAAAUGGGGUUGUACGGAUGUGAGCCGAACGCCUAUACUUAUGGUUACAUUGCUAAGGGGCUAUGUGAGAAGGGGAGGGUAGCUCAGGGUUUAGGGUUUUACAAGGAAAUGAGAGGAAAAGGGUUGGUGCCCAGCAGUAGUACAUUUAUGAUUGUGAUUUGCAGUCUCGCUAUGGGACACAAGUAUGAUGAUGCAAUUGAGGUCGUGCUUGAUAUGUUGAGGAAUGCCAUGUCUCCUGAUUUGUUAACUUACAAGACGUUAUUGGAAGGAUUGUGCCGGGAUGGGAAGGGCGUCGAGGCAUUUGAUCUACUAGAGGAUUUGCGGAGGAAGGAUAGUAUGAUGAAUGAAAGGACUUACAAGACUUUGUUAAAUGCUUUGCAUUUUGUAAAUGGGGAGUAGUUCAAUUCUUGUGCUCUGAGUUCAGCUCAAGACGUAUAUGCCUUUUCCUUUGUUGGAUUCAUAUAUGAGAUACGAAAUCUCAUAUGGUGUUGCUGAUUGGAUGUAGUAAUGCGACCGACCGUGCCACUAUCGGCCUGAAGAUAUAUAGCAUGUAUGUUCUAAUGAGGAUGAGUUGGGAUCGCUCAGAACGUUAAUUUAUGCCUUUCAAGGAUACAUUGGAGUCGAAGUGUAAUUUGGAGGAUAGCAGAGUUUACAUGUAUGCUGGAGGUGCUGGUAAACAUGUCAAAUUUCAAGAAGUUGGAACUGAGUGAAUUCUUUUUCGGAGGAAGUGAUCUUGCAGUCGUCUGUUAGUAUUUCCAUCUUGCCAUGCUUUCAGAUUGAUGCUACUGCGAUUUGCGUGUUAUAUUGCAUGACUUGAAGAAUUUGUUGGUCAUAAAUUUAUCCCGGAAGAGGAUGCUUGUAAGUUUAUUUCUGUUUUCCUGUAUGACUGGAUGAGUUAACAAUGAUGUAGUGUCAAAACAUGUAAACCUUUAUCAACUUAUCACAAUUUUUAAUAAUAAAAUACGUAACACUCGUUUUACAAGUGUCUAACA
Molecule: messenger RNA, 1869 nt
Organism: Pyrus x bretschneideri (Chinese white pear)
Lineage: Eukaryota; Viridiplantae; Streptophyta; Magnoliopsida; Rosales; Rosaceae
Product: pentatricopeptide repeat-containing protein At3g25210, mitochondrial
Exons: 1
Coding region: 89-1276 (395 amino acids)
Molecular function (GO): protein binding
Source: RefSeq, a predicted model, not a curated record